Molecule: messenger RNA, 2999 nt
Organism: Schistocerca nitens (vagrant locust)
Lineage: Eukaryota; Metazoa; Arthropoda; Insecta; Orthoptera; Acrididae
Exons: 7
Coding region: 296-841 (181 amino acids)
Source: RefSeq, a predicted model, not a curated record
CAGUAGAGAAGCCACUGCGGGACGGUGCGUUUGAGUUUGCAUCUGAGGUGUCGUUGAUUUUGUUUUCUUUCCCCAGCGUCCAGUUCCACGACCGCGCAAAGUAAUGCACAACAUAUGACGCUGUGCACGUCUGCAGCGAAAUUCCUUGCUGGGAAUCGCGCCGUAAACUGCGCAGGCGCCUGUCCUUAGCACUCAGUCAGGCUGUGACGUCACUAUAUGUAGGCUGGUCGCGGUCCACCGCCGCCACGUUUCACGCACGCCUCGUGCUGGUGAGUAACAGUGCUCAGCCUCCAACAUGGUGGUGAUGCUCAAGCUACCCAAGGUCAGGUGCGACCUGAGGAGGGGCUGCAUUAUCAUAGGAGCCCUGUGGCUGGUAUUCUCUGUGCUGGUUAUUGUUGGAGCACUGCUGGCGGUGAGAAAGCUCGAGCAGAUCGAGGUCGAGGAGUACCAACACUACACUGGCACUAUUACCCCAGAACUGCGGGCAAAUAUCGACUUCGCGCUAGCAGGCUACAGAGCCUUCUUCUAUGUGGCCACCACCAUAGCUGCUAUGGACACCGUCUGUUCCACUUCGCUCAUCCUGGGGGUCUGCUGGAACCGGCCUCACCUGGUGCUGCCAUGGGUUAUGCAGCAGCUGGGGGUGCUGCCCAUCAGGGACUUGCUCGGGCUGGCAUUUGCAGUCCUCUGCUACAUGACUGGCCACCUGCCGACGGCCACCGUUACUAUCAUCAUGCUGGUGGUGCUUACAGGUACGACACUUUACUUCAUCCUGGUGGUGUAUGGCCUAUACAGGUACCUGAGAGGUAAGCAGGUGCCUACUUACCCCAUCCGAGUUAGAUGAUGAAACGAACAUCUCUACAGCUGCCAUAUCGUCGGCGCAGUAGCGAGAUAUUGCUACGAAUGUUUCCUGCUUCUUGGACCAUACAACCACAUACUGGGAUGCUACACCCCGACGAUAACUGAGCUCCACAAUGAUGUCUUCUGUUCGAAAGCGCGGGCAACACACAUGCUGCUUAAGGAGGAGUACAGGAGGUCAUCUCAAACUGUAUUAAGUCUGCAUUGACAAAUUAGUAUUUUAAUCCUAUGUGUUUUAUCAAUUAGAUUCUAACGUUAUCUUGGUGUACACCGUGACAUGCAUUAGAAGAAUACUUACGUGCCAGACUGGUAUUUGGGCAUUCAGUCACACAAUCAUACAGCAUCGAUGCAAAUCCGAAAGAAGAGGCUCCAUACCUACAUAGGAUAUGCACUGCAUGCCAUGUUUCAGUGCAGAUGUACAAUAAUGUCCAAUAUCUCGCAGGAAUACAUUAGGGCUGUGAACGAAGAGGAAUAAUGAAUGGACGGGUGACGCUUCUCUGUAGUGUGUGGGAUAUGGAGAUUUGGGUUGGAUUGAAGAUGGUAAUGGAAGCAAUUAAGGCGACCGAUCACGUACAGCAGUAUAUCUGGAUCCGAAUUCCAGUCUAACAUAAAUUUUCAUCUAUCUCCAUUGAGCAGUUUCAGUGCCCCACAGCAGUAAAAAGUCGGGAAUUUCUUUCAUGAAUUAUACAAAGACACUUUGUUUAUAGCCCGAGUCAACAGGCCCCACUGUGCUGAUGUAAGCACGGUUAUGAAUGAAGUUACAUAUAGAUUAAAAAAUACUAGUUUCCUUGUUCAGUAGAUUGACAUCAUUUUUGGUCAUCAUAGAGAUUUUACACUUGACAAACACUACUGAUGUAGAUGUACACAGUGUGUAACUAAUCUUAUGUUUCUAUUCUAGUAUGGACGAAGUAUUCUUGCGUUAUCAACAUAUUAGUCUAUCACAUUAUUGCACCUGGGAAUUAGUGGUCUAGCGGUUCUAGGCGCUCAGUCCGGAACCGCGCGACUGCUACGGUCGCAGGUUCGAAUCCUGCCUCGGGCGUGGAUGUGUGUGAUGUCCUUAGGUUAGUUAAAGUAGUUCUAAGUUCUAGGUCACUGAUGCCCACAGAUGUUAAGUCCCGUAGUGCUCAGAGCCAUUUGAACCAUUUUUGAACCUGGGAAUUGAGGCACUUCAGUCAGCUUGUCUUGGGUUUUAGAGUGUUAUUUCAUUAGGACGUAGUUAACCACUUGGUAAUAUAUGCACAGCUGUCUUGAAAUCAUUCACAAUGCAAUACAUUUCCUUUAGUCACCACAAUAUUUUUUUACUGUAACGGUAGCUCGUGUUUCCAAUAAUGGCCACGGAAGGCCAAGUGCAAUAAUAUGUUGGUCGGGUAGUAGUGUGUAUCAUCUGUCACUGAUAAUGGCCUGUAUGCUCAAAUACCGCUCUGGGAAGUAAAUGCUUUCAAAAUGUAGCUCUUGAAGUACAACUAAGUGUCCGUUACUAAAUACAUACAAGCGGCUAGGCAAGAUCUUUACAAUGUAAAUUUAGUGUACGCUAUCUCUAUGGGUUUGUAAUGAGCUUAUAUUUCAAAAGCUGCAGACUUAACAAUUUGGUACUCAAUAUGUAUUUGAAAUACUAACUGCAAUUAGCAAAUACACAUUUGAGUGUUUAUAUAAGUUUAUGGAUUUGAGAUACAAUCAAGACUUGAAGCAGUGUGGAUUUAAUUGGAUAAGGUCAUGUUACAUCAAUAAAUGAAAUGAUAUUCCAUGAUCUUAAACUAAAACAAUACAUGAAAGAUAAUUACGAGUUUUCAAUGGGUGAUAACUUCAACAGAUUUUUUUCGCUAACCUUUAACAGUGGUAAAUAUUCACAAAUUGUGCUAACAGCUUUAAUAAAGACAUGUUUCAAUAUUAUCUGCCUGCAGAGUAUGUCCUGCCUCUAAUUUUACUGUGCAGUAGAAAACAGGAUUAUUUAAAGGUAAUUGAGUUCACAUCUGAUAUUCUAUGUCAUCUUCACGUACCAAAGUAUGGCACAAAAUGGAAUGAUGGUGAGUUCGAACGCAUCUCCUAAUAAACAUACUGUUUGUGGCAGUGAUAGUCAAAACCAUUAAUUUUUUUGUUGCAGUUAUAUGUAAUUGUGCUGCAUAAUAAACCACUUUCAAAAUGCA